Messenger RNA from Opisthorchis viverrini, 342 nucleotides. RefSeq lists its product as hypothetical. The transcript is spliced from 2 exons. Lineage: Eukaryota; Metazoa; Platyhelminthes; Trematoda; Opisthorchiida; Opisthorchiidae. The record is from RefSeq and is a predicted model, not a curated record. Gene Ontology annotation, molecular function: serine-type endopeptidase activity. The annotation marks the transcript as partial.
AGACAGUCGAUUGUAACUACACACUUGAGGGAUCACGCGGAACAUUGAAUUCACCAAACUACCCCCGGAACUAUCCGAAAAAUGUUAGUUGUACAUGGACCAUUCUGAAGCCAGAAAUCCAGAGUAUCUUGAGGUUCCACGACUUUCAUGUCGAAGGGCAUGAAGACUGCGCAAAAGACUUCGUAGAUGUCUACAUUGGAACCGGUUCGAACGCUACGAUCUAUCGUUCAUUUUGCAACUCGUAUAAGCCUCCUUUGAUUUCGUUCGCCGACGACGUCAUCAUCACGUUCCGGAGUGACGCAGACGUGGAGGACCGUGGAUUUAAUGCGAGUUAUGAACCAG